Messenger RNA from Candidozyma duobushaemuli, 906 nucleotides. RefSeq names its product ditrans,polycis-polyprenyl diphosphate synthase (gene SRT1). Gene Ontology annotation, molecular function: ditrans,polycis-polyprenyl diphosphate synthase [(2E,6E)-farnesyl diphosphate specific] activity. The record is from RefSeq and is a predicted model, not a curated record. Bases 1 to 906 code for a protein of 301 amino acids. Gene Ontology annotation, cellular component: lipid droplet; endoplasmic reticulum; dehydrodolichyl diphosphate synthase complex. The transcript has 2 exons. Lineage: Eukaryota; Fungi; Ascomycota; Pichiomycetes; Serinales; Metschnikowiaceae.
AUGAUUGAUCUUACGCUUUUGCAGAAAAUAGCCGAUGCGCUUCACUUUAUUCCAUUCUCCUGGAUCCUAUUCGAUUUCCUCAAGGAUAUACUCAUUGCAAUCCUCACCACCGGGCCCGCUCCCAAACACGUUGGCUUCAUUAUGGAUGGCAAUAGAAGAUUUGCUAAGAAGAAGGCCUUGCCCUUGAAAGACGGCCAUGCCGCAGGUGCUUUAUCUCUUAUAUCUGUUUUGGAGACUUGCUACCGCGUAGGAGUCUCAGACAUAACCGUGUAUGCCUUUCUGAUUGAAAACUUCAAUCGGUCAAAGGAGGAGGUUGAUACCCUCUUGGCUUUGCUCAGAGACAAGCUCAAGUACUUAUCACUUUACGACGACUCUUACGCACGUCAGAACCAGGUUAGGGUUCGGAUCAUUGGAAAUCGCUCCAUGAUUCCAGAUGAUAUCUUGGAAGACUUGGAGCAGGUAGAGCGAAUCACCAACUUGGAACUGCUGCUGCGUACUUUGAAUGUUUGUUUCCCUUACACCUCGAGGGAUGAUAUUGUUCAUUCUAUUCAAGGGGUUUGCGAGAAUGGCACCUCAAAAGCCAACAUCGAUGUCGCGGAGCUCUACAGAAAUAUGUACAUGGGGCCGGACUCCCCCCAACUUGACCUUCUUGUCAGAACAUCGGGUCAUACUCGUUUGAGUGACUUCAUGCUUUGGCAAUGCACCCAUAAUUGUAAGAUCGAGUUUGUCUCGACCUUGUGGCCCGACUUCAAAUUUAUAGCCUUGUACAGCAUCUUGUUGAAGUGGUCUUACUACCACAAGAAGGAUAUCAUGAACCAGAGAGUCAACAACACUCCUCCCGACAAGGUUGUUGAUAUAACUUCACUUCCAGCUCCACCCCCUUUCGCAACGGUGACUGGUAAUUAG